CGGACGCGCCGUCUUGGUUUUACGCCGUCGCUAGGGUUGUGUCAAGCAAAGAAGAAAAGAGCUCCGAGAUCCCAUCGUCUCCUGUAGGUCGCCGCCAUGAGCCGAUCUGGCCAGCCUCCGGAUCUCAAGAAGUACAUGGACAAGAAGCUCCAAAUCAAAAUGAAUGCAAACCGUGUUGUCAUUGGCACCCUCCGAGGAUUUGAUCAGUUCAUGAAUCUGGUUGUGGACAACACCGUGGAGGUCAAUGGAGAUGAGAAGACUGAUAUUGGAAUGGUGGUUGUCAGGGGGAACAGCGUUGUCAUGAUUGAGGCACUGGAACCGAUUGCCAAAUCGCAGCAGUGAAUUCUAUGCCUCUGCCUUAAUUUAAGCUUCUUACUGGUAGUGUGAAAACUGAUGUAUAUGCUAUUAGUGCUCAUGUUGUAUCUUGACUAAUGUUUUCUUAAAAGUAUUAUGAUAUGCAUGUGGAUGGUUGACCCUGUUUA
Lolium rigidum is the source of this 482-nucleotide messenger RNA. RefSeq names its product probable small nuclear ribonucleoprotein G. The transcript has 4 exons. Gene Ontology annotation, cellular component: SMN-Sm protein complex; spliceosomal tri-snRNP complex; precatalytic spliceosome. Lineage: Eukaryota; Viridiplantae; Streptophyta; Magnoliopsida; Poales; Poaceae. Gene Ontology annotation, molecular function: RNA binding. Gene Ontology annotation, biological process: spliceosomal snRNP assembly; mRNA splicing, via spliceosome. The record is from RefSeq and is a predicted model, not a curated record. The coding region runs from base 97 to 342 and encodes 81 amino acids.